Messenger RNA from Linnemannia hyalina, 705 nucleotides. The record is from the annotation of a GenBank genome assembly. NCBI's taxonomy places the organism in Eukaryota, Fungi, Mortierellomycota, Mortierellomycetes, Mortierellales, Mortierellaceae.
AUGGCACCACCAAGAAUCCGCAGAGGAGGAAAGAAGCUCCCCCCAGGAGCAGGACGCACAGCCGCCGCCGCCAAGAAGGCACAAGCAGAAGCCGCCGCAGCCGCAGCAGCGGCUUCCAACCCUGACGCCCUCGAGGAGGCACCUCAGGUGCUCGACCCCGAGAACGAGACUGGCGAUGCGACCGUUAGCAUGGAAGUCGAUCAGGAGAGUCAGGAUGCCAAAGCCUGGAUCAAAGAGAAUGUUGAUCUGGAAGUCGCGAGGAUAAGGGCGACAGGAACAGCAAUUGAGUCUCUGAAGGUCAGGAACUUUGGAAUUGUGGUCGACCUCUCGAGGAAGAAGCCCCUGGGGAUCAACAGGAUCGAAAUCGACUCCAAGACCGACUUUAAAAAAGUCCAACAGAUCAUGGUCUCCCCCGGCGUUCCUUACCCCCACAAGGAGAACUUUGAAUACGUUAAUGUCCUGUUGUUCACGGAUAGCACGGAGACGCCAAUGUUGGUACCAUACUUGUAUGAUACCAAGUACAAGACUCAGGAACCUUUGGAAAACGAAGACUCGCAGGAUACCACAACAACAGCACCAACAUCACCAGUAGCAGAGGAUGAGAGGCCUUGGAUCCCCGUGAAAAACAACCUUACGGAAUGGUUGCUCGUCAACUCUUUGCACAUGCGGGCUAAACACCAUAUCGACGAGUUCCAUGAUAUUUAG